Glycine soja is the source of this 2127-nucleotide messenger RNA. RefSeq names its product probable transcription factor KAN2. Lineage: Eukaryota; Viridiplantae; Streptophyta; Magnoliopsida; Fabales; Fabaceae. The transcript is spliced from 6 exons. Gene Ontology annotation, biological process: regulation of DNA-templated transcription; abaxial cell fate specification. Gene Ontology annotation, cellular component: nucleus. The record is from RefSeq and is a predicted model, not a curated record. Bases 480 to 1652 code for a protein of 390 amino acids. Gene Ontology annotation, molecular function: transcription cis-regulatory region binding.
GCCCACCACCCCCUAUAGUAUAGUCCCUUAAGUGUCAUUUUCUCACAUAUACUUUACACAAAAGAAAACAGCCAUUCACUUCACAUACAUACCUUGUCAUUUCUCCCUUCUCCCUUCUCUCUUCUCUCUCUCUCUCUCUCUAUCUUUCUCUUUGCCCUCUUCUCUCAAUCUCAAAUCUCUGCUCUGCAACUACUCCAAAUUGAUUGAAUGCUCCAAACUCCAUCCACACACACCUUCAAAAAUCUUAUUAAUUACCCUCACCUAGCAACCAGUUCGUAGCUCCUCCCUCUCCCCUCCACAAAAACUCACCACACACUCUCUUCAAUCCUUCAAAUUUUUCAUAUUAUAUAUAUAUAUUGCACAAGAAAAAGGAAACUUAAACUGAACGAGAGGGAAAAGGAAAUCUACACGACUAAGUACACAAAGAGAGAAGAAGAAGCCAAAGCAGCAUAAAGAGGUAAAGAUAAAGGCUUGUUUGGAUGGAGUUAUUCCCAGCACAACCAGACUUGUCCUUACAAAUCAGCCCUCCAAACGCGAAACCCACAUCAAGUUGGAGGAGAAGCACAGAAGAAGACAUGGAUUUGGGGUUUUGGAAGAGAGCCUUGGACUCAAGAAACUCCAUUCAAUCAAUGGCCAAACAAGACUCUUGCUUCGACCUCUCCCUCUCCAAUCCAAAAGCUUCAGAUAACAACAACAACCACCACUCCAACACCACCACCUCUAACCUCAUUCAUCAUCACCACUUCCAAAACGGUGCCACCCCCACUAAUGCCACCACCACCACCACCAACCCCUUCCAACUACCCUUUCAGAAAAACCACUACUUCCACCAGCAGCAGCAGCCACUGUUCCAGCCUCAGCACCAAAGCCUAAGCCAAGACCUUGGCUUUCUAAGACCCAUUAGGGGAAUCCCGGUGUACCAAAACCCUCCUCCUAUACCAUUCACUCAACACCAUCAUCAUCAUCAUCUCCCUCUAGAAGCUUCCACCACCACCCCUUCUAUUAUUUCAAACACAAACAAUGGUUCCACCCCUUUCCACUCUCAGGCCCUUAUGAGAUCGAGGUUCUUGUCACGCUUCCCUGCUAAGCGUAGCAUGAGGGCUCCGAGGAUGCGUUGGACUUCUACCCUCCACGCUCGCUUUGUUCAUGCCGUUGAACUCUUGGGUGGCCACGAAAGGGCUACACCCAAAUCAGUUCUUGAGCUAAUGGAUGUCAAGGAUCUCACGUUGGCACAUGUUAAGUCUCAUCUACAGAUGUACCGGACGGUGAAAACUACAGAUAGGGCGGCAGCUUCAUCAGGGCAAUCAGAUGUGUAUGAUAAUGGAUCAUCUGGAGAUACUUCUGAUGACUUAAUGUUUGACAUAAAAUCCUCAAGAAGGUCUGAUCUAUCCGUUAAGCAGGGAAGAUCAAGUGUUAAUCAAGAUAAGGAGUAUCAUGGUCUUUGGGGCAAUUCUUCCAGGGAAGCUUGGUUGCAUGGGAAGACAAAGACUGAUUCUGUUGGAAACGUGCCUUUUUCUCUUGAGAAGGAAAUGGAUCCAAAGUGCCUAAGCUAUGAGAGAAUAUCAGAUGGAAGUUCAUCCUCAAAUCUUUCAGGAUCAAGCCCGAAGAAGCCUAAUUUGGAUUUGGAAUUCAGCUUGGGCCAGCCACUUUAAUUUGAGAUCUGAAUAUAUAUAUUAUUCAUUAACUACUAUGAAACUGAAAGAGGUAGAGCUCUGGAAUGAGAAUCAGGAACCCGCUGAGAAAAUCAGAGAAAGAGAAAGCUAAAAAGAAAACAAAAGAGAAAAAAAGAAAAGUAAAAGGAGCUAAAGAACACAAGGAGACAAGAAAGACAGAAAGCAACAAAAGGAAGGGAUGAGGGGAAAAAAGUAUGGCCUUCCUAUCAGAGCUCUUGUGAGAUCCAAAUCAACAUAUUAUAUUUUCUUGGUAAAUAUAUGAAAUCUAAUUGAUUUGUAUGUUUUUCAAUCUGAGAGAAAGAAAGAGACAUGAGAGAGAGCAAGAGAGUGUGAGAGAGAGACCUAUGUUAAAAGUAUGAAGUGAUCCUUGGUAAUUGUAAUGGAGCACUUUACAUUUAUGAAAUAUUUAGAUAUUUCCAACAAAGAAGUUGGGUUCUCCUAAUCCUAUAUUUAA